Bacidia gigantensis is the source of this 1023-nucleotide messenger RNA. RefSeq lists its product as uncharacterized. Lineage: Eukaryota; Fungi; Ascomycota; Lecanoromycetes; Lecanorales; Ramalinaceae. The record is from RefSeq and is a predicted model, not a curated record. The transcript is spliced from 3 exons. The coding region runs from base 1 to 1023 and encodes 340 amino acids. Gene Ontology annotation, molecular function: oxidoreductase activity, acting on the CH-OH group of donors, NAD or NADP as acceptor.
AUGACACGAACAUUUCUCACGGGAGGCACAGGAUUUAUCGCAGCCCAUAUACUCGACAAGCUAUUGGAAGCCGACCACUCCGUCGUGACUAGUGUGCGCUCCCAUGAGAAGGGCCAAUGGAUUCUGAAAAAUCAUCCUGGCGUCUCGAAAGACAAGCUAUCCUACGCAAUAGUCGAAGACAUCGCCAAGGAAGGCGCAUUCGACGAAGCCAUCAAGUCUGAUCCUCCCUUCGAUACGGUUAUCCAUGCGUCAAGCCCCUUUCAUUUCAACACCAACGACUCGAAGAAGGACCUCCUUGAUCCUGCCAUCAUUGGGACGACAGGCAUCUUGAAAGCCAUAAAAAGAAGUGCCCCCACCGUCAAGCGCGUAGUAAUCACAUCCUCCUUCGCCUCCAUCAUUGACGGUAGUAAAGGUAUGCGCCCGGGGUAUGUGUACUCUGAAAAGGACUGGAAUCCCGUUACGGAAGAUGAGGCAGUCCAAAAUGCCAGUCUUGGAUAUCGCGCCUCGAAAACAUUCGCAGAAAGAGCGGCGUGGGAUUUCGUAGAAAAGGAAAAGCCCAAUUUUACUUUGGCGACGAUGUGCCCCCCACUGGUUCUGGGGCCAAUCAUACAUCACUUACAAAGCCUGGACAGUCUGAAUACGUCGAAUCAACGAGUAUACAAUAUCAUGUCUGGCAAAGCGAAGGAGGAACUCCCGCCGACGGGGACUUUCUUAUGGAUUGAUGUACGAGACUUGGCCUUUGCACAUGUAAGAGCUGCGUCAAUGGAAGAGGCGCAGAACAAACGAUUUUUUAUUACGGCAGGAUAUUUCAGCAAUGAAGAGAUUGCAGACAUUAUAAGAGACAAUUUUCCAGAGCGAAAAGAAAAGCUACCUGCGAAGGGUGUAAAAGGCGGUGGAUACCCUGAGGACGGCUUGUACAAAUAUGACAAUUCGCGUACGAAAAAGGUCUUAGGGAUCGAGUUCAAAAGUUUGAAGGAAAGCAUCGUUGAUACUGUCAAGAGUCUUGAGGCUGCAGGUGCUUAA